This is a messenger RNA of Hippocampus comes (tiger tail seahorse), 465 nucleotides long. It is a transcript of the gene sec61g, whose product is annotated as SEC61 translocon subunit gamma. The transcript is spliced from 4 exons. Gene Ontology annotation, molecular function: transmembrane protein transporter activity. Lineage: Eukaryota; Metazoa; Chordata; Actinopteri; Syngnathiformes; Syngnathidae. Gene Ontology annotation, cellular component: membrane. Bases 133 to 339 code for a protein of 68 amino acids. Gene Ontology annotation, biological process: protein targeting; intracellular protein transport. The record is from RefSeq and is a predicted model, not a curated record.
AGCGACAAACGAGAAAGAAUUGUUGCGCAUGCGCGUGCAAAGUAUACGUCAGCUCUUCGAACCCAUCCACAGAGCGACGUGGCUUCAUUUCUCUCAGCUCUUCUCAUCAAACACGGCGUUGGACAAGCAAACAUGGAUCAAGUCAUGCAGUUUGUGGAGCCCAGUCGGCAAUUCGUUAAGGACUCCAUACGGCUGGUAAAGAGAUGCACAAAACCCGACAGAAAAGAAUUCCAGAAAAUUGCAAUGGCCACGGCGAUUGGCUUCGCCAUUAUGGGCUUCAUUGGGUUCUUCGUUAAAUUGAUCCACAUCCCCAUCAACAACAUCAUUGUUGGUGGUUAAAAGCCCUGAACAUCUGAGACCAGAACACUGCUGUGUACAGUUGUGAUGUGAUGGGGGGUGAAGGAUGACAUUUUUACAUUCUGUUGACAUUUCUUUCACUUUGUAAAUAAAACAAAAGGCGAUGAA